Messenger RNA from Malus domestica (apple), 1276 nucleotides. Its product is annotated as agamous-like MADS-box protein AP1. Lineage: Eukaryota; Viridiplantae; Streptophyta; Magnoliopsida; Rosales; Rosaceae. Gene Ontology annotation, biological process: positive regulation of transcription by RNA polymerase II. The record is from RefSeq and is a predicted model, not a curated record. Gene Ontology annotation, cellular component: nucleus. Gene Ontology annotation, molecular function: DNA-binding transcription factor activity, RNA polymerase II-specific; protein dimerization activity; RNA polymerase II cis-regulatory region sequence-specific DNA binding.
GAGGGGGGAGAGAGAGAGAGAGAGAGAGAGAGAGAGCAGAAGCCGGUUCUUUCUCUCCCAUUUUCAUGGUUUCUUGGUGGCCUUUCUGGUUUCUCUAAAUUAAGAGAUCAGUUCACCGGGAAGGACCUUAUAUAUAACUAGGACAUUAUUAGUUAUUAAUAUAUAUAUAUAUAAUAAUAAAUAAUUGUACAAGAGAUUAUGGGGAGGGGAAGGGUGCAGCUGAAGAGGAUUGAGAACAAGAUCAACAGGCAGGUGACCUUCUCAAAGAGAACGUCAGGGCUGCUGAAGAAAGCUCAUGAGAUUUCUGUACUUUGUGAUGCUGAGGUUGCUUUGAUUGUCUUCUCUACCAAAGGCAAGCUUUUUGAGUACUCCACUGAUUCCUGCAUGGAAAGGAUCCUGGAAAGGUACGAAAGAUACUCACAUGCAGAGAGGCAGCUUCUUGCAAAUGAUAAUGAAUCCACUGGGAACUGGACUCUGGAACAUGCAAAGCUCAAGGCUAGGGUGGAGGUUUUACAAAGAAAUCAAAGUCAUUAUAUGGGAGAAGAUCUCCAAAUCUUAAGUUUCCAAGAGCUUCAGAAUUUAGAGCAACAGCUUGAUUCUGCACUAAGGCGCAUAAGGUCAAGAAAGAACCAAGUCAUGUACGAAUCGAUUUCUGAGCUCCAGAAGAAGGAUAAGGCAUUGCAGGAGCAAAACAACUUGCUGGCAAAGAAUGUAAAGGAGAAGGAGAAAGCAGUAACUUCACAGGCACAAUUGGAGCAUGCGCAGAAGCAGAGCUUGGACUCCUCCUCCACCCUUCUACCACAGGAAUUGCAGUACUUGAAUUUCAGCAGGUCCAAUUACCACCAGGCUAUUAGAUCAAGUAAUGGAAUAUCAGGAGAUAAUCAGCAGGAUGGAGAUGAAACCGCGACUCCACAUAGACCUAACACGCUGCUGCCUCCUUGGAUGCUCCGCCACCUUAAUGAAUAGAAGCAUUUCAUCACCAUGAAAUAAUAUAUCCAAAUAAUAUUAAAACACCAAUUAAUCAAGCAAACAUACUACACUUAUAUAUGUAUACCUAGAAAUUAAUUGGUAUGUGCCUGAUCAAAACCCUAGCCUCGAUCUAGCUCCAGAUGUGUAUCGUAUAUUGGAAUUCAAUUACUAGAAUUAAUAGCCCAAAAACUGUGUUAGGGGUUGUCUACCUCUUGUAAUUAAUGUACUAUUUUCAAAUUAACUUAGGAAACGUGCAUGUGCGCACUUUGUCCAAUAUGGAUUUGCUACUUAAUUUUUCUGUUCCUUC